AUGGCCCCACGAGGGCGAGGCCGCGUAACACGCUCCUCUACGCGCGCCUCAAACUCUGUCUCCCUCACGCAUGAGUCUCUGCCUCUCCCAGAAUCAGGUCUCUCCAGCCCGUUGCAUCCGAGCGGCCAGUAUAUCUAUCUCGCGCAUGAGCGCAAGCCGACCGACGCCGAGUGCCGCGCCGCUUACCGUACCGGAAUCGAGGCUCUCUCCGACGCAAGCCACGCACUGCUCCAGUCUCUUGUUCCAGUCCGCUCUUGGAAGCGGUUGUGGGACCCCAACUCCUCGCAUCUUCCGCGGCACGGCCACGCCGCCUCGAGCUCGGAUGGCGUUGAAUGGCGUACCGCGCGCCUCGCGUACCCCUGUUCUUGCAACCUUCCCAUAUGGCGGCACGCGUACGCACCACCUUUUCCCCCGCCGACAGCGAGCGCCUUACCCCGUCUUCGUCAACAACCCAAGUCGGAUCAAAUGGUGCAUUUUGGCGACGACGUUCCGGAAUGGGUGAACUUCGGUCUUGAGGGUGACCUCGACCCCGCGAUCGAUGAUCUGGCCGAGUUCGAGCAUGAGUGGCCAACUGCGACACCGUGGCGGAGGGACAAAGGCAAGGGGCGCGCGCAGCCUCCCAACUCACCGCCGUUUGUGGCGCAGCGCUUGGUCCAGCCUCAAGCCUUUGACUGCUUCUUGCCAGAGUCAUCAUUGUUUUCUUCCACCGACUUCCGCCCUUCCACCAGGUUACCGCCUACUGUCCAACACCAACAGCCAUCUCGACGAGCCUCGCCACCUCUACGAUCACGGCCUGUCCCACACCGCGCGCCCCCUUCUUCCGCUCUAUCCAGUCCCACCGCAGACGAGUCUCCUCUUCCUGAAGACUACGUCUUGGACGCGCGCAUGCGACGCGCUUGGUGGCGCGACAACAUGGCCCAUGGGUGUGGCGCGUUCUGGGACACCAUCACGCGGCCAGUAUACCCAGCACCAUCGAUCCGCUCGAAGCAUCGCGUCCGACGUGACGACGCGUAUCGCGUCCCGCGCAACCUCGCGAGGCUCAAUCACCCGCUCCACCCCGACGUGUACCACUACUGCAAACACGCUGGGACCAGGGUGUACUGGUUGAUCCCCAUACAUGGGCCCGUGAUCGUCCCAGGUCUUGAGGACCCCGUCACGAACCCCUCGGCACGGCCAUGGGCAUCACGCGCCGAGUUUGGCACCAAGCUCAGCAAUGCAUCCCCGUCCAAGCCAAUCGUGGUGCGCUGGGUGCCGGCCCUCCUCCACACUUUUCUCAAAGAACUGUUCGAGCCCGCCUGGCGCGAUCCUGCCCGGUAUGGCGCACUCCACCUCGCUUUCUCAGGCCCCAAGCCUGAUCCCUAUCUCGCUCCGCAACCGCCACCACCACUGGAGGCGCAUACCCACACUCCAGAAGGCGCUAGGGGGCGCGUCCCCGUCCGCGUCGAGGCCGGCGACCAUAUGCGCAUCUACUGCGACGCCGCAUUCGCUCUGAGCCUCCGGACGUGGCUGCAUUGGUGGGAGACUGACGGUCGAAGGCCGUUCGACCGAGCGCGUUUCGCGCUGGUCGGGCCGAGGGGUGAGGUGUUAGUCGUGGCAUAG
Molecule: messenger RNA, 1599 nt
Organism: Cutaneotrichosporon cavernicola
Lineage: Eukaryota; Fungi; Basidiomycota; Tremellomycetes; Trichosporonales; Trichosporonaceae
Exons: 2
Coding region: 1-1599 (532 amino acids)
Source: RefSeq, a predicted model, not a curated record